This is a messenger RNA of Pantherophis guttatus, 5339 nucleotides long. RefSeq names its product E2F transcription factor 8 (gene E2F8). Gene Ontology annotation, molecular function: RNA polymerase II cis-regulatory region sequence-specific DNA binding; DNA-binding transcription factor activity, RNA polymerase II-specific. Gene Ontology annotation, cellular component: RNA polymerase II transcription regulator complex. The record is from RefSeq and is a predicted model, not a curated record. Gene Ontology annotation, biological process: regulation of transcription by RNA polymerase II. Lineage: Eukaryota; Metazoa; Chordata; Lepidosauria; Squamata; Colubridae.
AAUACAAGCCCGGUGGCGCCAAACGUUUUAAACGAAGCUGCAAGAUGUCUCCGCCCCUCCUUCUCUCUCACGAGCCAAUGGGAAACGAGAUUGCGAAGAAUAGGGUGGAGCCCCGUCCGAACGAAGGAUGGAGAGCGGGGAGAAUUCUCAAGUUGGAAGCGAAGAAGGAAGUUUGGCGGCGGGGUUCGUGAGGGCUGUGUCGUCCGAAGUACGUAGAAUGCUAAAAAUGGUAUCCCAGCAUAUAAACCAGCAUAAUGUUUAAUUGAACAAAUGUAUACAAGGCUGAAGCUAAUAGUGGCAGUAUGAAUAAAGAGAACAAGGAAAAUCAGUGUUUUGGAGUGCGUGGAAGCCCAGUCAAAACUCCUCUAAAACAAACAGUUACCCCCAAUUGGCUUUUGGCAGAGAUCCAGCCUACUGCUUCUGACCAUCUGACAACACCACCAAAGCCCAAUGAAAGCACUUCUGGCGAUCCAUGGACCCCAACCGCUAACCUUAAAAUGCUGAUUAGUGCGGCUAGUCCUGAGAUUAGAAAUCGAGAACAGGGGAAGAAAAAAUGGUCAGAUGAUAAAAGUGAAAGCCUUGAGGAUCAUCUGUCAGGAGAUGAAUAUGAAAAGCCUCAAACAAGCCGUAAAGAGAAAAGCCUUGGAUUGCUGUGUCAUAAAUUCUUAGCCCGCUAUCCUAGUUAUCCUAACUUUUCUAAAAGUAAUGAAAUAUGUCUUGAUGAGGUAGCAGAAGAUCUCAAUAUUGAGCGCAGGCGUAUCUAUGACAUAAUGAAUGUAUUAGAAAGUCUUCACAUGGUGAGCCGACUUGCCAAAAACAGAUAUUCCUGGCAUGGCCGUCAUAAUCUUAAAAAAACACUGCAGGCUUUGAAAAAAGUAGCAGAGGAAAACAAGUACUUGCAACAAAUCAAAUUGACUAAACAAGGAAAAAAUGGACAAGAGAUUGGAAAUACUGGUCACAAUAUUGAAUGGAUGCCAAUGCAUGCUAGGUCAAGUUAUGAUACAGACUUUGUGGAACUUCCUAGGAUGGAACUUCAAGCAGCUUCAGUAAAUAGUCGUAAAGACAAAUCUUUAAGAGUGAUGAGCCAGAAAUUUGUAAUGUUGUUUCUUCAGUCAUAUCCCCAAGUUGUGAGUCUUGAAGUUGCUGCUAAAAGUUUGAUUGGCAAAGACCAUUGUGAAUCACUGGAUAAAAGCAAGUUUAAAACUAAAAUUCGAAGACUAUAUGAUAUUGCUAAUGUUCUCAGUAGCCUUGAGCUCAUCAAGAAGGUUCACAUUACGGAAGAGAAGGGCCGCAAGCCAGCAUUUAAAUGGAUAGGACCAAAUGUUUUUUCUGUUAUGAAAGAUGCCCAGCCAAAACUGGAUGCAAUACCAAUUCCUGUGGAAGACAAACCUUUUAAAGAGUGUUGUUCUAAGAAUCUCUUCCCUACUAAUAGCAAACCAAAUUUCACACGGCAUCCGUCUUUGAUAAAACUGGCAAGGAAUAAAGAAAAUGAUGAGAGAAAGAGUCAUUCAGCUCCAGGCAGCCCUGUCAAAAAAUAUUUAGGCUCAAAUCCUUCAACUAUUUCAAGCAAGAUGGCUCAACUUGCAGCAAUAUGCAAGCAACAAUUAGAUGAACAAUCAAGCGAAUUUGAAAAGAGAAAAAAGAAAUUGGAGAACACUUCACCUUCUGAAUCUUGUUUGAAGCCCAAAGCAAUCUUGUUGCCUUCUCAAGCGGCAAACUUAUCCCCGACCUCCAACUCAAUACUUCUCCCUGUCCUUUCUACUGUACCACGUGCAGCAUAUCUGAAUCCGUCCCAAGUAGUGACAACAUACCCAAAUUACAUGGUAUAUCCUGUUUCUACUACUCAUGUGACUAAAAUUAAGACUCCCGUGGAAGCUCUUACUGAAACAUUUACUAAAGACAAUUUUAAUGAUUGGAAAAAAGCUGAAGAGCUGCCACUCUGGCAAACUAAAGAACCCAGUGAAACAACAGAUGACAUGAUAUCUGGGAAAUGUUUUAAAAGAUCUAAAUUGCGAUUAGAUGAUAGUCCAAUUAAAAAAUGCAAGAGUAAAAAAUUGGAGCUUCAAGAUUCACUGCUGCUCCCCAGUGAAGUUACUAUAUCCAGUAAGGGGAAAACAGAGUUGUGUGCAGUGGAAAAGAAAUCCUACAAUUCUCCUAAUCUAGGUCGAAUUCCAGUGACAUCUAAUUUCCCUACUUUUCAUAUAACACCUCUUAACCUAAUACUACCACCACCUUCUGUAGCAACCACAUCCUCAGGGAAUGGGGCCGUUGAAUCAGUCCAUGUUAACCCUAUCCCAUCUCAGAGCACCUUAGUUCUGAACAUUAUGCUACAACAGUUAGGAAUGAUGCCAGGUAGUGUACAGAUGUCUGCAGAUCACGUACAUCGAUCUGCUUUCAUUUGUCAAGGAGCAGAACAUGUUAGUCCUGUUCCAGUAAGUGUAGGAUUGCAGCAAGCUACCGUAUUACUAAGGGAUUACCGAGAUUUGCAUGGAGAAUUGGUUCCAACCACUCCUCAGGAGACCAGUGUUCCUGUGACAUUCAAAGAUUCUAAGAAAGGCAAUGAAAUGUCAAGUGAUCCAAGCCUAGAUCCUGGCUCUCAUUGAUUGUCUUAUGAAUCAGAAGGAAUUUUCCCAGAAACAUUGCUAAUGCUGAAGAAUACUUGGUGGAUCAACAGAAUAUACAUACUGCGUCCCCAGCUUCAAUAAAUAUAAUUGCAAUACUAAAUGCCACAGUAAUUCUUUGUUGUAAAUUUGAUAUUUUAUCAUGUCAAUGUAAAUUAAAUGCAAUAUAUAAUUUAAUGUUUAUUUAAUCCUUUAAAUUAAUAAUUGAACUUGAUUUUUUAAAAGUUUUCGUGAUAAAUGUUCAAAUUAUUUCAUAAUCGGUAUCUUCUGCCUUGUUUGUGUUAAUACCUCCCUAAAUUUUGUUUCUAGAUACAAAUAUUGUAAGUUCUGCCUGAAAUCUCUAGGGUUUGGGACAAUUCUAUGGAUGAUUGGUUAACUAUCCUUUGGGGCUUUUUUCAACAUGUUUUAAGUAGUUGGAUGUUAACAGUAUGCAAUAGCUUUAUGAGUUAUUUCUGUUUUAUUUCAUGAAAUAUCUUGCUUCUUUAACUCCAGCAAAUUGUCCUUAUUGUGAAUAAGGAAAAAAAAUACAGUAAUUGCUGUUUGUUGCCAUAAUAAUGUAAAAUCAGCUACAGAUCAAAAAGUAUUUCCUUGAAAGUUACUAUUCUGGUUCUGGCUCCUAAACAGAAAUGCAUCUGCAAUUUCUCCCCUGUUUGUAUUGUAUGACUUUUGUAAUAUGUACUUCAGCCUUGAUUUAUUUCCUGCUGCCUAUCAUGCAAAUAACAUUAUUAAUUAUCUAGUUUGGUUGAGUUCUUUUAUGAAGAUAUAUGAUCUUGUGACUGAUGAAGUCAUUUUUGGGACUGAGGAAGUCAUUUUUCAUAUGCUUCUUUCAAUCAUUUGUAUGAUACGUGUAAUCUUCAUUUUGAUUAACUCAAAUACAUGUGGUCCUUGACUUACGACAGUUCGUUUAGUGACUGCUCAAAAUUACAACGGUACUGAAAAUGUGACUUAUGACCAUUUUUCACACAACCCAUUGCAGCAUUCCCAUGGUCAUGUGAUCAAAAUUCAAAUGCUUAAAACUGACUCAUGACAGUUGCAGAGUCUCAGAGUCAUGUGAUCACUUUUUGUGAUCUUUUGACAAGCAAAGUCAAUGGUGAAGCCAGAUUCACUUAACUACCAGGUUACUAACUUAACAACUGCAGUGAUUCACUUAACUGUAGCAAGAAAGAUCAUAAAUGGGGCAAAAUUCAUUUAACACAUGCUUCACUUCAUUUGUGGUUGUAAGUUGAGGACUACCUGUAACUGCAUCUGGCACUUUCUAUCAUUUUUUAAAGUCAGUCUGUAUGUCCACUUAGGACUAUAGUAUAGAUGAUAUUAUUUAGGUACUUAUCUGUUUUACUUGGGGAAAAGAUGUAUGUAAUAGCAUUCUGGUGAUUCUUACUGUAAUACAUCAGUCACUUGCAUAGUGCAUUUUGCCAGCUGAAAUUUUAUAUCUGAUGCAAGUAAAUACACUAUCCAAGUUUGGAAAAUAUCAUAUGAAAAAUUGUCAGAUACAUAUUCCUAGAUAGAUAAAUAAAUAAAAAUUAAAAGAAAAAUCUUAUAUAUAACUAGACAUAUCUUGAACUCCUUAAAGCCGGGAUGGUGAACCUAUGACACGCGUGCCAGAGGUGCCAUGCAGCGCCCUCUGAUGGCACACGAGCGUCACCCCAGUUCAGCUCUGCUGUGCAUGUGUGCACACCUUCCGCCAUCCAGCUGGUCUUCGGGUCUCUCGGGUGCAUGUGGGGGGCCAUGCGAGCAUGCACGGGGGAAGGGUGCAUGCGGGGGGGAUGGCGCGCUUUUGGCACUCGGUCCAGAAAAGGUUAGCCAUCAGUGCCUUAAAGUAUAACUUAAUUGUAUAUAGUUAUAUGAUUUCUAUUCUUUGCUGCAAUUCUUUGUACUUGGGUCCAGGAACUCAAUGGGCUUGUUUUGGAGUAGACAUAUAUGAGAUUGUUGGGCUAAAAAUUACCUUUAAAUGUACAUUUAGACGAACAAGAAUAGAUGCAUAAUCCUUAAUAAGCCUAUCAGAUACAAUAUUCUGUUUACAGGGAGAUUCCAAAAAGACAUUAAUCCUCUCACUUGGAUUCUCUAGCAGUUGGUAGUCAGAUCACUGCUAGAGCCAAUAUAUAACCAACACGAUCAGAAGCCAGUGUCAUCCUCCGUGAAUAUCUGUAGGAGAUGUCCAGUCUGGGCCUGGGGGAGGUGUCAAGUGCAUCAUCGGUCUCGAGUCACUUCACACCCACAAGCGAUCCAAGUCCAGCCCACCUUGAAUUCCAGGACUUUUAUCCACCGCCAAUUUGUUUUAAAUGUUAAUAGUUCAGAUUCCUGUAGAGAGCUUUAGUGUGCAAUAAACCUAUAUAUUCAUUUGAACAGCCUGGAAUCCAGAUUUCCUGCGCUUGACAAUAUCUCUUCUUUCAUUGUUCCUAGUAUGGUAGUCAACAUGAGUAAAUAUGAACUAAUGGAGACUUAAUAAUUCUUCCUAGCUCUUCAAAUAUCCCUGCAGAUGCUCCUUAAUAGAUCACUGAAUGAUCCAUUUUAUUUUGGAAUUAGACUAUGUACUGUAUUUCAUUUUAUUGAUAAGGUUGCAUGACUAAUCAUUCAAUAAACUACAUUUAGUUUAGGCUUAAUUUAUGAGGCAAGAUUAUGCUCUCCAGAUGUUUCGUACUUGUCUCUCAUUAUUUGUCAUGCUGGCCAGAGCUGAUUGGAAUUAAAGGGUAUUAAGUUGACUCACCUGUUUUAAUCUGU